This is a messenger RNA of Penicillium angulare, 777 nucleotides long. RefSeq names its product ADP-ribosylation factor family protein. Gene Ontology annotation, molecular function: GTP binding; GTPase activity. The transcript is spliced from 2 exons. The record is from RefSeq and is a predicted model, not a curated record. Gene Ontology annotation, biological process: Golgi to plasma membrane protein transport; protein localization to organelle; intracellular protein transport. Gene Ontology annotation, cellular component: Golgi apparatus. The coding region runs from base 1 to 777 and encodes 258 amino acids. NCBI's taxonomy places the organism in Eukaryota, Fungi, Ascomycota, Eurotiomycetes, Eurotiales, Aspergillaceae.
AUGUAUCACUUGGCCAAGUCAUUAUAUCUUUAUGCGACCAGUAAAGAAGAAUACUCCGUCCUAUUGUUAGGUCUCGAUAAUGCCGGCAAAACCACCCUCUUGACCCAGAUCAAGGCCUUGUAUCAACCGCGAGCAGAUGGCGCGCCCGCCCCCGGACCCAACCCCAGCAAGACCGUGCCUACAGUAGGCCAGAAUGUCUCAACCAUCGCCUUACCGGAUAUGAACCUCAAAAUUUGGGAUGUAGGCGGUCAGAUAAGCAUGCGCGGCCUCUGGCAGAGCUAUUAUACCAGCUGUCACGCUAUUAUCUUUGUUGUCGAUAGUGCCGAUGUAGGCCAGGACCCUGAUAUCACUCGACUCCCCACCGCAGCCGGACGACGCCCUAGCUCAGUCUCAGUAUCGGGUACAUCACGUGCGAAUUCAGAUGGCAGGGAGCUAUUCUCGGAACAGAAUGUUGGGAUUAAUGCUUCAGCCGCGGAUUUCGGCCGUCUCGAUGAGUGUCGCCAGGUGCUUGAGGAAGUUUUACAAAAUGCCGAUGUGGCGGGUGUACCUAUUCUGGUUCUGGCCAAUAAACAGGAUCGUGAGGAUUGUGUCGAGGUCGUGAGGAUUAAGGAGGGCUUCGUAAGGAAGGUAUUUGAAGGUGAUACGGGGUCUGGGGUGAGAGAUAGUCGUGUGCUGCCGGUCAGCGCGCUAUUGGGGUCUGGAGUGCAGGCGGCUGUGGAAUGGGUGCAGAGUCGUGUUAAGUGGAAUAAGGAAGGUCGACCACCGGUAAUGCGGUAA